AUGAAGCUCUGUGCGGCGUUUCAGGCUGAUGGCGGCGUUUCAACGGAGCCGCAAUUGGCGGAGAAGGGCCUCGAGCUUCUGGAGGCAGACGGGCGCGUGCCUGAGGUGGUUGCGGCUCCCCAGGGGUGCAGCUGGGAGCAUAUGGACAAUGUCUAUAAUUGUCUCGAUGCAAUGUGCUUGCUUGGUGGUAGGGGCGCGCUGGGCGGAAAUGUGGGGGCGGCUGGUUUCCCUAGACAGCUAGUGCCGGUGCUUACCGGCGGAGUUGCAGGUUGCAUCAUGGCUGGGGCAUGGCCGAAAUAA
Parastagonospora nodorum SN15 is the source of this 300-nucleotide messenger RNA. RefSeq lists its product as hypothetical. The coding region runs from base 1 to 300 and encodes 99 amino acids. Lineage: Eukaryota; Fungi; Ascomycota; Dothideomycetes; Pleosporales; Phaeosphaeriaceae. The record is from RefSeq and is a predicted model, not a curated record. The transcript has 2 exons.